AUGAAGGCAUCUAUCCCAGCUGUAGGGACAGAAAUAGCAGGAGUCAUAACUAAUGUUCCCACUAACCUUUCUAAUUCAAGAAUUUUUGGUAUGUUAACGACAUACAGGAAGAUAAUAUGUGUUAAAAGGGUAAUGAGGAAACUUAAGAAUGAUGCAGGACGCAGUUUGAUGCAGUCGACGGGCACCGUGGCCAUCACAUUCGCUUCUAAAGUUUUGCCGGACCACGUCGAUCUUCAUGGUUGGCGGUUCGUGGUAAAUCAGUAUAUUACACCAGUGAAGCAGUGCUAG
Parnassius apollo (apollo) is the source of this 288-nucleotide messenger RNA. Lineage: Eukaryota; Metazoa; Arthropoda; Insecta; Lepidoptera; Papilionidae. The record is from the annotation of a GenBank genome assembly.